This is a messenger RNA of Penaeus vannamei (Pacific white shrimp), 2531 nucleotides long. The record is from RefSeq and is a predicted model, not a curated record. NCBI's taxonomy places the organism in Eukaryota, Metazoa, Arthropoda, Malacostraca, Decapoda, Penaeidae.
CCAGACUCCCCUCCCCCCUGCCACCCACAGACAGGUGGCUAGGGCCGAGCAUCCCGUCAGCCUCGAAGCCUCAGCGUCCCAGAUCGAAGGCGCCCAGCUUCAGUAGUGGUUGUGACGUCGAGGUGGAAGGAUACGCGCCGCUCGCUGUCGCCGUCGUCCUUCUCUCUCUUUCUCUCUCCCUCUCUCUCACACACUGUCGUCCAUCGUCACGAAUACAGAGGCUACAUCUUCUAUCUCUCUUUCCCUCCCUUCUCUCUCUCUCCGUCUCUCUCUUUUUCUCUCGCUCUCUCCCUCUCUUUCUCUUCUUCCUCGGCGAGUGUGCCUGACGAUGUGUUUGUCUUGGAGCCAAGGUCUUUUCUCUCCCUCUUCUGUGGCCGUGGAGAAAGGACGAGGAUAAAAAGAGGGGAGAGAGAAAGGGCCAGCGAGGGAAUGUUUGCCACAGAGCAAGAGGUGAUGAAAAUUCGAUGAAGAAGUAGGAGGACGUGGAAGAGCGGUGAAAGAAAGAAACAAGAAGAGGUAAAGAGAAACAAGAGUGACUGAAUUGUCGGAAACACGAUGAGCUGUUCAUGCGUCAGCUGUCUCUCCGCCAUGUUGAAUUUUCUUUUUUCAAAGAUAUUUUCUAGAAAGAUUUUGCUAUAAACUUUUUGGGGUUGCAUGGAGCGGCCUCGUCAGAAGACUGCAUGUUUAACCUGACCAGUUUUGCCGGAGUUCAGAAAGAUUUAUAAAGGCUAGGGAAUUCGCUGGCCUGAAAAUAGCGUUUGAAAGUGGACGAACAGAAUUCUCGCCAUAUUUUGUUUGCUUCCUUUCGUUUUGUGAGAUUUUGAGUAUGCGCGGUAAAGAUUUGUGAUAAUUUCACAUGCAGAGAGGGAGGUGCUUGUAAAUUUGAAAUAUAUUUGUUGUAAUUCAGAAAGAGAAGGGGAAAAGAUACCAUCUGUAGUAGAAAAGCUACAUCAAAAAGUUGAGAGGCAAAGAAGCAGGCAACAAUAACAAGUAAUUUCUCUAUAGAUCAAGGGAAAAAAUCCCACACUGAAAAUUGCCAAUUCAGGAAAAUGCAAGGCGACCGAGUGAGUGGGCGCGUAGCCACUUGGGUUUCGGGCGUGGUGGGUGUGUGGGCCGGACUGGCCGCCCUCGGAGUCAUUGUGGCCGCCCUCAUUUCGCCCAACUGGGCGCUCCUGAGAGAGCCCAUCGUGCUCACCGAGGCGCCCCGGAGGCUAGGUCUCUACAGCGCCAACGACCCGUGGGCGCUGGACGACCACAAUGGAGAAGGAGGCGCCCCUGCCGUGUCCCAGCCCACCAUCGUCACCACCGUCACCUUCCGCGUGGGCCUGUGGGCGGCCUGCCCCUACAUCAACAACUCGCACAGCCACACGCCUGUGGUGUCGCCUCCAUGCACGGUGCUGGCCUACACGUGGGACCACAUCACGCACAGGCACCUGCACCUUCCCUCGCCGGCGCCCCUCGCACAGACGGUCAUAGCCAGGAUGCGCCUGAGCACGCCCUUCCUGGUAGUCGCGUGCAUUUUCCUGACGGUCGGCUGCCUGCUCGCCGUGGUGGUCCGGUGCUGCUACAGCCACGCCGCCCUGCUGGCAGCGCUGCUCUUCUCCCUCGCAGGCCUAAGCGUGGGCGCGGGCGUGGUGUGGUUCGUGUCUGUAGUCUCCGAGGAGUACGGCGCGGCCUAUGGGCGCCGCACCAGCUGGUCCACCCUCUACGCCUACCGCUACGGCUGGGCGCUGUUAGCGGCGGGCGCGGGCGGCGUGUGCGCGCUCCUGGCCGCUCUCCUCACGGGCCACGCCUAUCUGGCUAGACACGGUCCGCUCAUGGGCCUGGGCGGGCCCGGGGGCGGCUCGGGCAUACUCGGGCGCAGCGUCAGCGGCACCGAGGAGUCCCUGGCGCGGCCGCUGCUCCGCUGCCGCAGCGAAGGAUGCCUCGGGCAGCGCUCGUUCACAUCCGACACCAUCAGGACGUACCUCACGUGCGACUCACGCCGCCACCUCCCGAGAGCCUGCCCCGCGGGCAUUGCGUCCGGCGCCGCGCCCCUCACGCCGCACGCGGCUUCCGUCCUCCCGCACUCCACCUCCAUCGUGGACCUGACGCGGCCGCACAACAACUUCGAGCCGCCGCCACCGCCGCCGCCGCCGCCGCCCGCGGCGCGCCACACAUCCCCCGAGGACACGUCGCGCGACAGCAGCAUCCACCAGAGCGGCGCCGAUUCCCUGCGGCCGUCCCGCAGGUCCUCGCGCGCCACCAUCCUGGGCGACGACCUCCCGCAGGACAAGACCAAGCCGCAGGAGUGGGACACGUCGAGGGUGAUCAUCGAGACCCAGCGCCUCUCGUGCACCUCGUCCUCCGUCAUGGUGGUCCCCCCGCCUCCCCCUCUCAGCGACUAUAGCCGCACGCUGCCGUCGCUCGGCCGCCAGAUGGCGGUGUUUGGGCGACGCGGGGGCGGCGCGGGCGCUGGGGGCGGCCUCCCUCAUGGGCGCGACGCAGCCUCGCUCUCGCGCUCUUCCUCCAAGAUAUCCUCCGAGGUGUAA